This is a messenger RNA of Drosophila novamexicana, 938 nucleotides long. Its product is annotated as SRR1-like protein. Gene Ontology annotation, biological process: microtubule-based process. The transcript has 2 exons. Bases 38 to 886 code for a protein of 282 amino acids. Gene Ontology annotation, cellular component: cytoplasm; nucleus. The record is from RefSeq and is a predicted model, not a curated record. Lineage: Eukaryota; Metazoa; Arthropoda; Insecta; Diptera; Drosophilidae.
UUACAGAAAACAAGCCAUAUAGACAAAAUAAAUUGGAAUGUCUGGCGCUGGCGAGGAAUUUCAGGUGGUCACGCGUAAGAAAUGGAUGGCGCGUAAAUGCCUAGGGCGACGCAACCGCCACAAAUCCGAAAGCGAUUACUUAAACGAUUGCCCCGAUGUAAAUGUGGACCACUUUCAAGCACGCCUGGAGCGACUCUGCGGGGAAAUGAGCCAACGUGAUUAUUUUAUCUUGUCUAUGGAAACGCUGCAACAGCACCUGGACAUGCUCAAGCGGCCACUGGAACGUAUAGUCUGCCUGGGUCUGGGACCAUUCACACGCACACACCAGGCGCUGCAUCAGGCAGCGUUUAUUAUGAGUGCCCAGCGGCAACACAACAUCAAGGAGGCACUCUACUAUGAUCCCGUGUUUCGUGAAACUGAGAAAGAGCUAAUACAGCGUCUGAAUGGCACUGUCAUAGCCGAGGACAGAGCGGGCAGGCAUGAAGCUAAUGUAUCCACUCUUUAUUAUUUGCCCCACUGUCCCUACGCGCUAAUGCACAAUCUGCUGUGGUGCAAUUGGAGCAGCGAAAGCUUGGCCAACGUUUUUCUAAUCUCGAAUAGUUUCGAGAUGCUAACACUAAACAGAACUCUAUCUAAAACUAGAAUUCCCAAUGAUCACAUUGCCCGCAUAACGGCCCACUGCACAGAGGCUCCUUUAGAGGAUGACUACGAGCAUAACAAUGUUUUCAAUGACCUGUCAUUGCACAGUUUUCCCAGCGACAAACUACCAGCGGUUGAUGAUGCAAUAUUUUGGACACGAUGCGCUCCUUUAAAUGUGCACGAAGAUGAAUUACAAACCGAACUAAAUAUGGAGGCAGAUAUGGCUGCAUUGAGCAUAGGAUCAUAGUUAAACUUUUAUGUGUCACGGAAUAAACGAUGGUCAUUUACUUGAAGGAAAA